AUGUAUGAUCUUCAGGAUCACCAAAUACCAUGUCUCAGAGACAUUGUAGAUCAAAUAGAGGAGCUGUGCUCUCCCGAUGGCACCCGAUUUGCCUCGCCUGGACUGGGUCCUAACCAAUCGAUCAGGCGUAUGCUGAACCCCAACUGGGACUCGAAACCCCCAUUGGAGGUGUGGAAGUUCUUGCUGGAUGAAGCUUUGGACAGUGGAAUCCCCUUUUGGGGUCUGUUCGACCUGUUGGGGCUUUUCCUAUCUUCCAUAACAGUCACCCCGUAUCGUGCCAAUAGGAGGAAUUAUUACCUCCCCCGACUUGCCGUGUAUGGCAAGUGGUGUUGUGCUUUGACAGGACACUCUCCCAGAAUGUUCAACAUCACAUAG
Molecule: messenger RNA, 375 nt
Organism: Penicillium vulpinum
Lineage: Eukaryota; Fungi; Ascomycota; Eurotiomycetes; Eurotiales; Aspergillaceae
Exons: 2
Coding region: 1-375 (124 amino acids)
Source: RefSeq, a predicted model, not a curated record